ACCCGAAGAGUCGUCACUUCCUGCAGCUGCGGAGCGUAAAAUGGAGUCAAAGAAAGAACCUGAGAAUAAAUGCACAUAAUUGUCUGCCAUUGAAUAAGAGACUAUGAUGGAAAAGACAUGGAAGUCAUGGACAUUUGCCAGGAGAUGGGUGAUUACCUUGGUCUCUUGGUCCUGGAGUCUAUGCCGAAUUUCUCUGCUUGCUUUGAUACUAACCUUUCAUUUAUAUGGAGGGUUCCUCUUGCUCUUUUUGAUUCUUGCAUCAGUAGCAGGAAUACUUUACAAAUUCCAAGAUGUACUCCUUUACUUUCCAGAACAACCACCGUCAUCACGUUUGUACAUUCCUCUCCCCACAGGGAUCCCAUAUGAAAACCUCUUCAUUAAAACCAAAGACGGAAUCCGACUCAAUCUGAUUCUGCUGAGGUACACUGGAGAUAAUGCACCAUAUGCACCAACCAUAAUUUAUUUUCAUGGGAAUGCAGGUAAUAUUGGUCACCGGAUACAGAAUGCUCUGUUGAUGAUGGUCAAUCUAAAAGUUAAUCUAUUGCUUGUAGAUUAUAGAGGUUACGGAAGGAGUGAAGGGGAACCGAGUGAACAAGGCCUAUACUUGGACUCAGAGGCUGUACUGGACUAUGUCAUGACCAGACCUGACCUUGAUAAAACAAAAGUAAUUUUGUUUGGUCGCUCCUUGGGUGGAGCAGUAGCUGUUCACUUGGCUUCUGAGAUUCCUCACCGAAUAUUUGCAAUAAUGGUUGAGAAUACGUUCUUGAGUAUCCCACACAUGGCCAGCACUUUGUUCUCCUUCUUUCCCAUGCGGUACCUUCCACUUUGGUGCUACAAGAACAAAUUUCUGUCCUACAGUAAGAUUUUACAAUGCAGAAUGCCUUCUCUCUUCAUUUCGGGAUUGUCAGACCAGUUAAUUCCACCAGUCAUGAUGAAACAACUUUAUGAACUGUCCACAUCACGGACUAAGAGACUAGCCAUUUUUCCAGAUGGAACUCACAAUGACACUUGGCAGUGUCAGGGCUACUUUGCUGCUCUGGAACAGUUCAUCAAAGAGUUAUUAAAGAACCACUCACAUGAAGAAAUAAAAACGUCAUCUAAUGUAACAAUCAUUUGANUUUUUUUUCCUGCAGGUGGCAGUAUAUUCAACAGUUUUUAAGCUGUUUCGUGAUUGGAAUUUUUUAAAUUUACAACAACCAGAAAGCUGACCUUUAAUUUUGGGAAGACCUUGUUUGUUACAUCAUCACAAAUUGUAAAGCAUUUUUACCUGUUUGAAUGCAUGAGAAAGGUAUACAGUUUCAUAAAUAGCUUUACUCAUCAGAUCAGCUGACUUGUCCCAUUACUGUAAUUAAAACGGUUGCCUUUUACGAAUACUGUAUAUAUCACUGUGAAAUAAGGUGUGUUCACUACACAGAAUGUUCUUAAUUUUGCAGAAUGACCAUUAAUAUAAUCUUCAUCUUUCUGAACUAUAUUUUCUGUGUAAGUGGUAACAUUUAAAAAUGGGAGGUGCCAUUCCAUUUAUUCGGAAUAGCUAUCAGGAUAUGCAAGAGCUUUCAGUUGCAGAAAAUUAUUAUACUUGCAUUAUUUGUUAAACUGAAUAGGACAAUUGUUCUUGCUUCUUAAUUGAAGUUGGUGGACUCUUCAGAGGUUUGCAUAACAUAAGAAAAAUGAUAACCAUUUAGAAGAGACACACAAAAAACGUAGAAAUCAUUACACUCUUGAAAUUUUACGUACUCUUUAACCACACAUCAAAGAAACGUUCCUUUUUCUUCACUAACCUUAAAUUCAAGAUCAAAUGCCCAGUUAAAAUCAGUUCUGAUGAUGUUUCAAUGUUGUUCAAAAUCUGUCUCUUAGAUUCCUGCUAAAUAAACUUUGUAGAUACACUGAGGCCAUUUUUUUGACAUUUUGAAUUGAAGUGGAACCAUGCAGAACGAAAUCAACAGACCACUGAGCAACAGACCACUCUCUAUUAAAAGAUUUAGAACUGCUCAAUACUAUAUUUUAGCCUUAGUAAUGUGCUGUGUAAGGCAAGUCCCCAUCUACAACACUUGGAGACCGUUUAAUUCUUCAUAGCAAUGUAGUUAGUUGCAUCUGUUCACAUUUUUGAAUAUUCCUUGACAAGCCUUUAAUCUUUCUCUUUUUAUUCUAAGAAUUGCUGUCUUGUUUUGACUUGAACAAUUCUUUUUCUCUAAAACCUUUGGCCAAAAAAGGCUUCAGUAAGGUAAAACCAGAUUACUGAAAACCUGCAUUGAGCCAUUCAACUCAAAAACACCAGAAGUGAAAGUUUUUUACACCUACCAAGAAAUUGCAAAGCAGUAUUAUUAGUACAAAUACUGUAUUCUGAAUGAAUGUAUAAAAACAAAAUCUUUGACAGAAAAGGUAUGUAACCAAUGCAGUUUUUUCAGAAAUAAAGGCAAGUACAGGAGAAAAUGCUGUAGCCGAGCCUUGCUAAUGUUACAGUAUUCAAAAUGGAAAUGUUAUCAGGAUUGAAUUUCUUUGUAACUUUUGUCAAGCAAAGCCUUUAAACCUCAACUGUAUAGAAAGUAAUUUAAAGUCAAGGGUAUAAUGCAAUGAGACUCAAUGAGGGAAGUUUGAGUUCAUUCAACACUUGAGCAAAUGUACUUUUGAUGCUGGUGAUUCCAUUAUGCCAUUUAGAAAAAUAAGGCACUGCUGCAAAUUCAUUUGUAAAUUGCUUUGAAAGUACUUGUACACAGUUUCUGCAUUUGCACUUUGCUUUGUUGACUGCAAUGACCACCAGCUGAAGUAAAAAUAAUUAGAAAUAGAAAUUUUGAGUGCAGUUUUUUUUUAGCCAUGGUUAAGGGUGCAAUAAAAAUACACAAUAUUAUAUUGUUGUCAUUGAGCAAAUGCAGCUCAGGAUCACUUCAGACAUAAUGGACUACCCCAUUGAAAAUCAGAUAAACAAUCACAGAAUUAGGCACUUAUUGGAGCAGGAGUAUUGAAAAAUAAGUGACACUAUAUUGAGCUCAGAAUGCAAGCAACAAAUCUUCCAAUGCAUGAGAAGCUUCUUUCUCUAAUUUGAAGAAAUGAUCUGCAGCUGAUUAUGUCAAUCUCAUGACUCAACAACUGGUAGGCCUGCAGGAAGUCUGUUGGUUAGCAGCAGACAUAUUUGUAUCCCAGCCUAAAGUCUUGGUUUUACUGAAAAAAGAUUGUAAUCCCACUUCCUUAACUUGUAAAGUGCAUAAAGAUUGUUGGUCAUGCCAUUAAAUAAUGAAUUGUGUGUGCAGCUGAAA
Messenger RNA from Callorhinchus milii (elephant shark), 3251 nucleotides. RefSeq names its product abhydrolase domain containing 13 (gene abhd13). NCBI's taxonomy places the organism in Eukaryota, Metazoa, Chordata, Chondrichthyes, Chimaeriformes, Callorhinchidae. Gene Ontology annotation, molecular function: palmitoyl-(protein) hydrolase activity. The transcript has 2 exons. The record is from RefSeq and is a predicted model, not a curated record. Gene Ontology annotation, cellular component: membrane. The coding region runs from base 104 to 1117 and encodes 337 amino acids.